Thelazia callipaeda (thelaziosis nematode) is the source of this 1212-nucleotide messenger RNA. NCBI's taxonomy places the organism in Eukaryota, Metazoa, Nematoda, Chromadorea, Rhabditida, Thelaziidae. The record is from the annotation of a GenBank genome assembly.
AUGUGGAGCAAUUUAGAUAAUUUAUUUUUCGAUUCCGAAGAACUGAUUGAAGUAUUGAAAACAGGUGAUGCACUAUUAGAUCAAGCACGAAACACAACUAUGUUUCUUAUUCGAACAAUGACUAAUUCCACUGAUUAUAUUCGUUUUUUUCUUAAAAAUGCCAACAAAUACGUGAUCGAUCUCACUGAUCUAUAUGAAAAAGUAGGCACAAUAGAAUGUGAUUAUUUACCAUCGAAACGACCGAGAAUAGGCAUAUUAGGUGGUUUUUCGGGUUUAAUUGCGAUAGCAGGAGCAUUCUUCACUGGAUGGAUCGUCAUGCUUAUUGCUAACAUAACUUUCGUUGGUGGAUAUGGUAUUGGAACGAUUUGUCAAACAUUAUUUCUCGACUCUAAGAUGCAUUUUAUUCGGGAAAUACCUGAACUAAAAAUAGACCUUAUAAAUCCAAUCGAUCAGAAGUAUUUCAUCGUAAAUUUGGGUGAUGCCCUGAUGAAAUGCAAAAACAACAAAACCAUUUUAUCAGCGUUAAAAUUUGAUGACUUACUUGAUGUUGAUGAACUUGCAAAGAUAGCUGAUAUUGAUCAAAUUAGAGAAAGGGCAAUAAAUACACUGAGCGAUAUCGAUCUCGAAAAUUAUUUUCCAGAAAAUUUGCUGAAGGAUUUCAAUGAAAGUUUAAUUAAACUGAAUUCGACAAACAAUUUAGUACAUAAUUAUGCAAUUCCAAGACAUAUUGUGGAUGUUGAACCACAAUUAAAUGUAUCUUUCGAACAAAUGAAAAAUAACCUGUCAAUUUUGGUAAAAGCUGUAACUAACGCUUAUUACAACAGCAGCAUGAUGAUUGAAAAUUAUUUGUAUUCGGGAGCAUUCAUCGAUGACAUUAUUCAUAUAUUUACACAACUUUUUUAUCAAACAGUUGAUGAUCUGAAAGAUUAUACUAGCUCUAGCAAGGAUUACUUGUUAAAAAAUUCAUAUGGCUGUUAUCCAGUAUAUGUUAUUUGGCAUAACACAGGUUUACUUCUAUGCGAACAAAUCAGUCGACCAAUUCAAGGUCUUUGGGCUUCAUCAGCACUCAUAGCUGUGGUUUUUGUUCCGUUGAUCGUGUUCACAACUCUGAUAACCAAAUAUUUUUUUAGAACCAAACGCAAAUAUCGCCACGAAAAAGUAAGAUUUGCUUCUGAAAUUGUCAUCCCGAAUUCAUACAAGUAUUGCUUUUAA